This is a messenger RNA of Alligator mississippiensis (American alligator), 3916 nucleotides long. It is a transcript of the gene SLC9D1, whose product is annotated as transmembrane and coiled-coil domains 3. Gene Ontology annotation, cellular component: membrane. NCBI's taxonomy places the organism in Eukaryota, Metazoa, Chordata, Crocodylia, Alligatoridae. The transcript is spliced from 14 exons. Gene Ontology annotation, molecular function: potassium:proton antiporter activity. The record is from RefSeq and is a predicted model, not a curated record. Gene Ontology annotation, biological process: proton transmembrane transport; potassium ion transmembrane transport. Bases 347 to 2458 code for a protein of 703 amino acids.
GCGUGGCUGUGGAUCCGUUCGGUCUCCGUUCCCCUUCCCCCCCGCCGCGGUCGUUGGGACGGUUGUCGCCGAUGACGUGGCAGCGCUCGCCCUGCCUUCUCCCCUCCACGCCCUUCUCCUCGGCUCCUCCCGCUGCAGGUGUGGGCGGAAGCGGCAGCUGGAGACGCGGGCGGUGCCCGGGAUUCGUCGCCGCGGGUAACUGGCUUAAUGGAUAAGAGAGCAGUAGAUGAGAAUUUUCUUAACUUUUUUAAGGUAUUUGGCACUAUCCCAAGUGACAUCUUCAUGAACAAGCAAAAGAGGAAGAUGUCUAGAUGUAAUCAUAAUCAGCAUAACAUGUGUAUCUGAGAUGCAGAGAGCCUGUAGCAGAAGGCUUUGGACAAUUCCAAGUUAUGUUUCUCCCAACCAUAAUAAAAAGUGGACAAUGAAGGCAAUUGUAUUUAUUUCCUUAUGGACGUUGAUUUCUUUGCUUUGUUGUCAAUUAGCGAACACGGCGGAACAUGAUGAUCUAGUAAAGCAUGCAAUAAAGCUGCAUCGUGGGAAAGGAGCUGCUGUCACUCAGAGAAGACAGUGGGUCUCAGAAAACUGCAGAAAAUUGUCUGGGCUCCUUCGUCAGAAAAAUGUGGUCCUUAAUAAACUAAAAAAUGCAAUAAAAGCAGUGGAGAAAGACUUGAGGCUAUCAGAUGAAGAGAAAUUAUUUCAGGUACAUACAUUUGAAAUUUUCCAAAAGGAGCUAAAUGAAAGUGAAAACUCCGUCUUUCAAGCAAUCCAUGGACUGCAAAGAGCUCUUCAAGGUGAUUACAAAGAUGUUGUAAAUAUGAAAGAUAGUAGUAGACAGCGAUUGGAGGCCUUGAGGGAAGCUGCAAUUAAGGAGGAAAUGGAAUAUGUUGAGCUUUUAGCAGCAGAAAAACAUCAGGUUGAAGCCAUCAAGAAUAUGCAGCAUCAGAAUAAAAGCCUGUCCAUGCUUGAUGAAAUUCUUGAAGAUGUCAGGAAGGCAGCUGAUAGACUGGAAGAGGAAAUUGAAGAACAUGCCUUUGAUGACAACAAAUCUGUGAGAGGUGUUAACUUUGAGGCAGUUUUAAGGGUGGAAGAAGAUGAAGCAGACUCCAAGAUAAAUAUGUCAAAAAGAGAAGUGGAAGAUGAUUUAGGUCUUAGUAUGCUUAUUGAUUCCCAGAACAAUCAGUAUAUACUUACCAAGCCCAGGGAUUCAACCAUUCCUCGUGCUGAUCAUCAUUUCAUAAAGGACAUUGUGACCAUAGGGAUGUUAUCUUUGCCAUGUGGCUGGCUGUGUACAAUGAUAGGAUUGCCAACCAUGUUUGGGUACAUCAUUUGUGGAGUACUCUUGGGACCAUCAGGAUUAAACAGUAUAAAGUCUAUUGUACAGGUGGAAACAUUAGGAGAGUUUGGUGUGUUCUUCACCUUGUUCCUAGUUGGUUUGGAAUUUUCCCCUGAAAGGUUAAGAAAGGUAUGGAAGAUAUCUUUGCAAGGACCGUGCUACAUGACGGUUCUGAUGAUUGCGUUUGGCUUGUUAUGGGGACACUUACUGCAGAUAAGACCAACACAGAGCGUCUUCAUUUCUACUUGUUUGUCAUUAUCAAGCACACCCUUGGUAUCUAGAUUCCUUGCAGGGAGUGCUCGAGGAGACAAAGAAGGUGAUAUUGACUACAGUAGCGUAUUACUUGGCAUGCUGGUAAUGCAGGAUGUGCAGCUUGGUUUGUUUAUAGCUGUCAUGCCAACUCUUAUACAGGCAGGAGCCAGUACAUACUCCAGUAUUGUGAUGGAAAUACUGAGAAUACUUAUACUGAUUGGCCAAAUCCUCUUUUCCCUGGCUGCUGUCUUUCUUAUAUGUCUUGUUAUAAAGACUUAUCUCAUAGGACCAUAUUAUCGCAAAUUGCAUGCAGAAAGCAAAGGAAAUAAAGAAAUCCUCAUUCUGGGAAUAUCUGCUUUCAUCUUUCUUAUGUUAACGAUUACAGAGCUUUUGGAUGUUUCAAUGGAAUUGGGAUGCUUCUUAGCUGGCGCACUGAUCUCUUCUCAGGGGCACAUGGUUACUGAAGAGAUCAUGUCCUGUAUUGAACCAAUAAGGGACUUUCUUGCCAUCAUUUUCUUUGCAUCUAUAGGGCUUCAUGUUUUCCCCACAUUUGUAAUAUAUGAACUCACCAUCUUGCUAUUUCUUACGCUGUCAGUUGUCAUAAUGAAGUUUGUUUUGGCAGUGCUUGUCCUUUCUCUGAUUCUUCCAAAGAGCAGCCAGUAUAUCAAGUGGAUUGUCUCAGCAGGGCUGGCGCAAGUCAGUGAGUUCUCUUUUGUUUUGGGAAGCAGAGCACGCAGAGCAGGGAUCAUUUCUCGAGAGGUCUACCUCCUUAUCUUGAGUGUGACUACGCUAAGUCUUUUACUUGCACCUGCACUGUGGAGAGCUGGAAUUAUGAAAUGUGUACCAAGGCCAGAAAGACGCUUAAGUACCUGACAAGACUUUUAAUAAUUUAAAAAGAAAAAAGUCUUCGCAGAGAUUCUCCUCGUAGCUCAUUGUAUCUCUAUGCAGUUAGAAAGCAAGAGGGUUUGGAAUAUUUAUCUAAACAUGCACUUGGUUAUGAGCCUUAUACUGACACUACAUAAAAAAAAUGUUUGGUAUACUGAUGAUUGCACAGCUUUUACAAAAUACACUGUCAUAUUAGAAUCUGCUAGAAUAACUUUUUUGUGUUUGAUCCAAUCAGUUAUACAGAGUAGAAAAUAUUUUUAAAUACUGUAUCAUGCAAAUCACCCUGAAUAUUUUGCCUUGAUGUGCCUUUUUAUUACAUUGAUUUGCAUCUUGUACUGUUCAUUCAUAAAAGUCUUGUUUAAAAAAAUCAAGUUAUUUUUAUGGUGCCUAUGGUACCUUCUUAAUGUAACUCUUGAGCAAUUUAAGCGUGUAAUAUUUAAGAGUUAAUAUGCUGGUUUUGCAUUGGUUGCAAAACAUUUUCAGUGGUGUGUAAAGCCUAGACAUUUACACAAAAAUAAGGUUUAGCAGCUCUGGCAUAAAGCUUUAAGUGCUAAAAUGCAUAUUCCAAAAUGAUGCAGCCAGCAUUAUACAUUCAUACUCUGAUUUUUAUGAUAUUUUUUAAAACAUUUUAUGUAUUUUAUUUGUAUUGUAACUUUAUUUGUUCUGGCGUCUUCUAUUUAUUGACAAUAUUUCUGACCUAAAGGUUGAUUUAGGGGUGACCUGACUUCUAAUUUAUGUUUCAAGACUAAUUCCAACUGUCAACACUUUCAAUUAUUGAUUUACUGUUUUACUGAUUGUUUAUACUUUGUAUUCAUUGAGACCAAAAUAAAAGUGUACGUAUGGAAAACCUAACUCUGAGAACUUGAACUAGACAUGGAAACAUUUAAAUUACUUACUAAAAGUUGUUGAGAUUGGAUGUCAAUGUUGAUUCUACUUUACAAAUUAUUUUGGUUAAAUUAUUUUGAACAACACAGGAAGUGACAACUCUGGGUAUGCAUUGAAAACUGGCAUAAUUACAUUGCAUCAAUAUUGGAUCAACUUGAGUGUCUUAAACACCAAUGUUUUGAAUGUGUUAUAUGAGUCUGGAUUUUUUUUUUUAGUCUGUUAUAGAGUAAACUUUGUAAGAGCCCUUUCUUUAAAUGUCGUAGAAUGUAGUCUGCUCAGAGAAACUAAAGUGAUUCAUCUUGGGACUUUUUAUCUGCUGUGUCCUGUUUUUAUUACACUACAAAGAUGUAUUUAAUAACUGUAAAGACAUAUGUACAGUAGUAACAUUUUCAAUCAAGUAUUGUACUGUCAUAUGAAACUGCCAUUUUUGUGAGUCAACUAUAGAAAGAUGCAUGUUGCAUAUGUACAUUAGAAUCUAACAUGCCAAUUAUUAAAUCUACAAGAAUCCACUAUCUAAGCAAAUAGUAUUCAGAUAAUAAACUUUCUUUUAAUAGAAAGAAA